GUAAUGGCGCCGGUGUUUCUUAGGUAAACGUACGUGCUUUAACAUAGAUUUUAUAUAUAUUGUAUGAGGUAUUUGAUCGCACAAUUAAAAAAUUGUAAAUUAAAGUACGAUAAUACAACGGAAGUAAACAACGAAUUAAUAUAAGUUCAGGAAUUAUGGCUGCUCCAAUAGGUACUGCGAUGGAUAGCUUAAGUGCAGCCCUUAAAUCUAAAAUCAUACCCAAUCAGGAAUACUUCCUGCAAGGAUCGAUACUUGACAGUGCAGUUGAAGUGCUUCUUCAUAGAUUACGAGGACUUUGUGACAAUGUCGAUACUGGGCCAGAAACAUUUCAUGAUCAUGAAAUGUGUUUUAGUAUUCGAAGAGGCCCUCCACCAGAACUACCACUCUUUUUAAGGGUUAGACGAGCUUUGGAUUAUCCAGACAUGCCUUGGCAGCUUAGAUACAUUGGGCAGCCAGAAUUGGGAGAUAAAUCUCAACCGACUGUAGUUCGUAGUAGUUUAGAUAUAGCAACCAGUAAUACAGUUGUUGAAUUUCUCACGGAACUAGGUUGUCGAUUAGAUUUCGAAUAUAUAAUCAGAGGAUAUAUGUUUAGAAAAGGCAGAAUGAAGGUAACUGUAUCCAAAAUCUUUAAAAUGAAUCAAGGAAAGUUACCAGAUGGUAUGGAACCAAUGUCGCAAAGUUAUCUCGUCGAGUUAAGUGUAUUAGCUCCGAGCGGUCAAAAUGCUAUUGCUGAAGAUAUUAGAAUUUUUGCGGAACAGUUAAAGCCAUUGGUACAACUUGAAAAAAUUAAUUAUAUCAGAUAAAUUAUUAUUGUAAUAUUUCAA
Messenger RNA from Ceratosolen solmsi marchali, 824 nucleotides. It is a transcript of the gene MED18, whose product is annotated as mediator complex subunit 18. Gene Ontology annotation, cellular component: mediator complex; core mediator complex. NCBI's taxonomy places the organism in Eukaryota, Metazoa, Arthropoda, Insecta, Hymenoptera, Agaonidae. The transcript is spliced from 2 exons. The record is from RefSeq and is a predicted model, not a curated record. Gene Ontology annotation, molecular function: transcription coregulator activity. Gene Ontology annotation, biological process: termination of RNA polymerase II transcription; regulation of transcription by RNA polymerase II. The coding region runs from base 156 to 803 and encodes 215 amino acids.